UCUAAUGUGCUUAAAAGAUCGCGGAACGUAAAUAAAGUGUCAGAAAACAUUUUGUGUCGUGUUACGCCUGUUGUGAGUCGGCAAAUAUGAUGUGGAAUAGAUAGAGAAAUGAGUGCUUGGUGGAUUUGUUUGUUGGUUGUUUUUAUUUCAUCGGUGAACAGCAAGUUUGAUUUGGAAACUCCGAUCAGGCUUGCCCAUUGCAGAGCCAGCUGUUUGUUUAAGAUGAAGAAUACGCCAGUUGACGAUGCCUCUUGCCAAAAAUCAGCUUUUUGUGCACAGUGUUGGAAAUCUUGCAGCAUCCUACAAACAACCUCCUUAAGAGACCUGCACUGCAGAAGAAAACAAUGUGGUCCAGGAUGUCUAGAAGCGUGUAAGUUCCACUCUCCACCUCCCAGACCUGUCUCUACAGCGCCGCUGGAGGAGAUGCUGGUAGUCAACCAGUCCAGAGUGUCAUGGCCGCCUACCUCAGGUCCUGUCAUAUAUGUGGUGAUGACUGACGGGACUCAGCUGUGUCAGACACUUCAAUCCUCUGUCUCUCUCCCACCCUCUGUAGACCCCACCACAGUGCGAGUGUUGGUGGUGGACUGGCGAGGGUUGGUCAAGGUGUUCUGCCCUGUAGAAGAGUCUCCUAUAGACCAGACGCUGCACAUACUUCGUAGUCUGGGGAUGGAAGAAGAAAUUCACGAAGCUCACAUUGAUUUGGACAAUGAAACGUACCUGGAGGAUUCAACAAAACAAAUCAGAAUAGACAGUUCCUGGGGAAUAAGUUUACUUUCUCUACAUCCUGAGCCAUCAUUGGUGCUGGCACAAAUCAGCUGGAAGCCAUAUCACAACCUCCUGAACAUUUCUUAUCUAGUCAGCUGGACUGCAGAGGACAAUGUGGUCAGAGGGAACAUGCUUACCAACACGUCCAUAGUCACUCUGUCAUUAUGGCCUGACACUACUUAUACUAUACAGGUAGCAUUAUUCAGUCUGGAGUUCCCAGUCGUCCAGAGCCAACCAAUGGUCCUAGACACUCGUCAAGAACACAAUACUAGUCAACCUUCCACUGAGUCCCACGGCCAUAUGGAUGACCCCCACCCCUACACCGGGGUCCACAGGGAACGCCACAGGGACAGAGGGGAUGAAGGGGUUGGCACAGGAGAGGAGUUGGCCGCUGGAGUUUCUGCAGCCGUCCUUGUAUUCUUGGGAGUUGUUCUCACAGCUACCUGGAGGUGGCGACACCGCCUUUACUUGCCACACAACAAACUCCUGGAUGAGGAGUCAGGUGCUCCAAAUCUUUAUCGAGUAUUUCCUCCAGUAAUGCGAUUAAUGGGAGAUUCUGGUCGAUCUUCGGACCUGUUUUCUUCUCAAGACAACCUCCUACAACACCAGUAGUGUAAAACUAGUCAAAUUUAGACAUUAAUAAAAUAUAAUAAACAUUUUUAAAAUAUUGUAUAAUUUUUUUUAAUUUUUACCAGUUUGUGUUU
This is a messenger RNA of Macrosteles quadrilineatus (aster leafhopper), 1469 nucleotides long. RefSeq lists its product as uncharacterized. The transcript is spliced from 7 exons. Lineage: Eukaryota; Metazoa; Arthropoda; Insecta; Hemiptera; Cicadellidae. The record is from RefSeq and is a predicted model, not a curated record. Gene Ontology annotation, molecular function: protein binding. Bases 109 to 1377 code for a protein of 422 amino acids.